AUGCCUUGCUUUGUAGCCCCAGCUCCGCAAUCACCACCAGUGUCUCUGUGCAUGGUUCAGACCCUCUCUGAGUCAUCCUUGGUACCUGCACCUCCUGCCAUGGGUGUAUUUGCGCCACCCGCUGUCACUCAGGAGAAUUUAGUGUGUGCGCCAACUGCCUACAAGGCUGACUUCAUUCAGGAGGAUGAUCUGGGGCAUUUGAAUUUGAUCUCUAUAUACUUGAUGCCAAUUUUUGCGCCUUAUGCAGAUGUGCAAUAUGUUGACGUCUAUGAGGAUGAGCCACUAUACCCAAAACUUGCCUAUACAAUGGCGGAUGAAUGUCUGCUGUACCAUCAUCGCGGUGUAAUGUACAACCCAUGGUUGAUGGAAUCCACUAUGCUGUAUAUGCUGAGGUCAAAUCACUCGAGGAUGGGGAGAGGGCAGUCAGGAGGGCAAUUGAAAGAGGGCAAAUAA
This is a messenger RNA of Suillus subaureus, 453 nucleotides long. RefSeq lists its product as uncharacterized. The transcript has 4 exons. The record is from RefSeq and is a predicted model, not a curated record. Bases 1 to 453 code for a protein of 150 amino acids. NCBI's taxonomy places the organism in Eukaryota, Fungi, Basidiomycota, Agaricomycetes, Boletales, Suillaceae.